Eublepharis macularius is the source of this 1536-nucleotide messenger RNA. RefSeq names its product neuronal acetylcholine receptor subunit alpha-7-like. NCBI's taxonomy places the organism in Eukaryota, Metazoa, Chordata, Lepidosauria, Squamata, Eublepharidae. Gene Ontology annotation, molecular function: acetylcholine-gated monoatomic cation-selective channel activity; transmembrane signaling receptor activity. The record is from RefSeq and is a predicted model, not a curated record. Gene Ontology annotation, biological process: nervous system process; chemical synaptic transmission; signal transduction. The coding region runs from base 1 to 1536 and encodes 511 amino acids. The transcript has 10 exons. Gene Ontology annotation, cellular component: neuron projection; synapse; postsynaptic membrane.
AUGAUAAGCAUUUCUCCCUGUUCCCAGGAGAAAGAUAACAUUAAAGUACAGUCGAUCUAUCUUUCUUGUCUCCUCAUAGUCUCUCUGCAAGGGGAAAAUCAAAGGCGACUCUACCGAGAACUUCUGAAAAAUUACAAUCGCUUGGAACGGCCUGUAGUGAAUGAUUCACAAUCCCUGGUAGUAGACCUGCAGUUGUCAUUGUUGCAAAUAAUUGAUGUGGAUGAAAAGAACCAGGUCUUGAUAACAAAUGCGUGGUUACAGAUGUCCUGGAUGGAUGUGUACCUGAAGUGGGACCAGAAUGAAUAUCCAGGCGUCCAGAAUUUACGAUUUCCAGCAGAUCAGAUUUGGGUGCCCGACAUUCUUUUGUACAACAGUGCAGACGAGAGAUUUGACGCAACAUUUCAUACCAACGUUUUGGUAAACUACUCAGGAUCUUGCCAGUAUAUACCUCCAGGCAUCCUAAAGAGCACAUGCUACAUUGAUGUUCGCUGGUUUCCUUUUGAUGUACAGAAAUGUAAUUUGAAAUUUGGUUCCUGGACACACAACGGUUGGCUGCUUGAUCUGCAGAUGCUAGAAGCUGAUAUUUCCAAUUACAUAUCAAAUGGUGAAUGGGAUUUAGUGGGUGUCCCAGGAGAAAGGAAUGAGAGGUACUAUGAGUGCUGCAAAGAGCCGUAUCCUGAUGUGACUUACACCGUGACAAUGCGCCGGCGCACUCUCUACUAUGGCUUGAAUUUGCUCAUUCCCUGCGUCCUGAUCUCAGGCUUAGCCCUGCUUGUCUUCUUGCUGCCAGCUGACUCUGGGGAAAAAAUAUCUUUGGGUAUUACAGUCCUCCUGUCCCUGACAGUUUUCAUGCUGCUGGUAGCCGAGAUCAUGCCUGCCACGUCGGAUUCGGUUCCUUUAAUAGCGCAGUAUUUUGCAAGCAUCAUGGUCAUUGUUGGCUUAUCUGUGGUGGUGACGGUUUUGGUGCUCCAGUUUCAUCAUCAUGACCCUCAAGCAGGAAAGAUGCCACGAUGGGUCCGUGUCAUUUUGCUGAACUGGUGUGCUUGGUUUCUGAGAAUGAAAAAACCUGGAGAGAGCAUAAAGCCUCUUUCUUGCAAAUACGGCCACUCUAGACACCAGUCGAGUGUCAGCAGUGUGGAAAUGAAUGUCUUACCGGGACACCAAUCAAGCAAUGGAAAUGUAAUCUACAGCUACCAUGCCAUGGAAAACCCCUGCUGCCCGCAAAACAGUGAUGCAGGUAGCAAAGGGGAAAAUGGCCCUGGCCCUUCACCUGAAGACACUGAACUUCUGCAACAGAAAGCUUUAAUGGACACUAUCCCAGUGAUUGUGAAAAUCCUGGAAGAAGUUCAGUUCAUCGCAGCCCGUUUCCGAAAACAGGAUGAAGGGGAAGAAAUCUGCAGUGAGUGGAAAUUUGCAGCCGCAGUCAUAGACAGAUUAUGCCUUGUGGCAUUUUCACUCUUUGCCAUCAUCUGCACACUCACAAUACUGAUGUCUGCGCCAAAUUUUAUUGAAGCUGUUUCAAAAGAUUUUACAUAA